AACAACUUUGUUUUCUUCUGGGGAAGCUUUCAAGAGCAAGCCUCCUGAGAGACGGUGGAGAUGGAAACAGGUAAUGAAAAAUCUCCAGCUUAAUUUGAUGAUGGAAGAACCUGUUGUGGUUAACAAAGGGGAUGAGCCUUUGGAUUUGCCUCCAGGUUUCAGGUUCCACCCCACAGACGAAGAGAUCAUCACUUGUUACCUCACGGAGAAAGUGCUGAAUAGAGGCUUCAGUGCAACUGCUAUUGGGGAAGCUGAUUUGAACAAGUGUGAGCCUUGGGACUUGCCCAAAAAAGCAAAGAUGGGGGAGAAAGAUUGGUACUUCUUCUGCCAAAGGGAUAGGAAGUAUCCAACUGGCAUGAGAACCAAUAGAGCAACACAAUCUGGAUAUUGGAAGGCCACUGGCAAGGACAAAGAGAUUUACAAAGGGAAGAACAAUCUUGUGGGGAUGAAGAAGACCCUUGUCUUCUAUAGAGGAAGAGCUCCAAAGGGAGAGAAGACAAAUUGGGUUAUGCAUGAAUUCAGACUGGAAUGCAAAUUCGCAUGUUACAACCUUCCUAAGGUUGCAAAGGAUGAAUGGGUUGUGUGCAAGGUUUUCCACAAGAGCAACACCGAUGUUAACAAAAGGGUACACCCAAUUAACCCUGGCCUUCUGAGAAUGAACUCAAUUGGAGAAGAUCUAUUUGAUUUCUCUUCACUUCCACCUCUGGUGGAUCCUCUCUUUGACCAAAUAUCACACAAGCACAUUGACAAUGAUUUCAAGGGUACUAGUAAUAGUAUUAACACACCUUCAUCAUCAUCGGCUAAACAACCCCCAGGUGGCUACUACCUUCCCAAUUUCAUGAACAACAUCAGCAACAAUCACCACAUGCAGAUGAUGAUGAUUAAGCCAGAAGAACAUAGAAUCUAUGACACUCCUCCCACCAACAUUAACGAUGCCUCCACCAGUCAAGGGAAUUUCAACUCUAACAGCCCAACGGGAAUUAGCACAAGCAAUAACACCCUUCAAAACUCAACCUCACCCUUCAACAUGUUCCAAGAUUAUUAUAUGCACCAAGGCAAGAACAGUUUCCAACAGUGCAAGAUGGAGCAAUUCUCCAACACUAACCAGCCUGUGGUCAGUGCCUCUCAAGACACGUGCCUGAGCAAUGACAGAAACACUGACACUUCCUCGGUGGUGUCAAAGCAAGACAACAUGGGAAGGAACAAGGCAUUGUACGAGGAUCUUGAUCAAGCUCCUUCAUCAGUUGCUACCCUCUCAGAUUUGGAUUCCCUCUGGGAUGAUUACUGA
Messenger RNA from Sphenostylis stenocarpa, 1288 nucleotides. Lineage: Eukaryota; Viridiplantae; Streptophyta; Magnoliopsida; Fabales; Fabaceae. The record is from the annotation of a GenBank genome assembly.